Truncatella angustata is the source of this 954-nucleotide messenger RNA. RefSeq lists its product as uncharacterized. The transcript is spliced from 2 exons. Gene Ontology annotation, molecular function: oxidoreductase activity, acting on the CH-OH group of donors, NAD or NADP as acceptor. NCBI's taxonomy places the organism in Eukaryota, Fungi, Ascomycota, Sordariomycetes, Amphisphaeriales, Sporocadaceae. The record is from RefSeq and is a predicted model, not a curated record. Gene Ontology annotation, cellular component: cytoplasm. The coding region runs from base 1 to 954 and encodes 317 amino acids.
AUGUCUGCGUACAAUCUUCAGGGGAAAUACGCCAUCGUCACUGGUGGUGGAUCAGGUAUCAACUAUGUGACGGUCACGCUUCUUCUCGAGGCCGGUUGCUCCGUGAUGAUCGCAGAUCUGCGCCUUCGACCCGAAGCUGAGGAACUCCUGUCCACCUACACGGGAGCAGAACCUGGGUCGAUCAAGGCACUCUUCCAUAAGACGGACAUUGGUAACUGGGCGAACAUCACGACGCUUUGGGACGCAACUCUGGAAGCAUUCGGCCGCAUUGACAUUGUCGUCAACGGCGCAGGCAUCUAUGAGCCUCCUUCGUCUACCUUUUGGAACCCGCCAGGUCGGUCGACCGUCGCGCAAGACGACGCGAAUUCCGAGAAGGGAGUUUACAAGACCUUCUCGGUCAAUGCCUUGGGUCCCAUCCGGUUAUCGCAAAUCGCGAUCGAGUACUGGAUCGAGAACAGACACAAGGGGAUCGAGGGAAACCUAUUCUUCGUAAUCAGCGUGGCGGCCUACAUAACCUCCCUUCACACGCCACUCUACGAAGCCAGCAAGGCGGCGAUUAUGGGGUUCGCCAGGAGCCUGGGGACACUGCGAAAGCUUUUUGGCAUCCGUGUUGCGGGCAUCUGCCCUGGCGGGGUGUAUACGCCGCUGCUCCAGCAGGACUACACCAGUGACCGGUUGACGGACCCGAGGAUGUAUCUGCAACCGGAACAGUGUGCCGAGGUUUGUUUGGACAUAUUGCAGAAGCCGCAAUAUGGUGAUGGAAACAUUGUUGAGGUCGUACUGGUGGGUACGGUGGAAGACUCUCGAGUGAAUGUCCGCGAGGUGCCAUUUGAGAGGGUUUAUCUCAAUGAGGGCAUGGAAGGCGUGCCGGACCUUUUCGCUGGUGCAGAAGAGGCGUUGAUCGAGGCGUUGAAGGUGAAGGGCAUGGGGGGGCCUGAGCCUUUGAUCAAGUGA